Messenger RNA from Colletotrichum chrysophilum, 195 nucleotides. RefSeq lists its product as uncharacterized. Lineage: Eukaryota; Fungi; Ascomycota; Sordariomycetes; Glomerellales; Glomerellaceae. The transcript is spliced from 2 exons. The record is from RefSeq and is a predicted model, not a curated record. Bases 1 to 195 code for a protein of 64 amino acids.
AUGAAGUUCAACUCCAUCAUCACUACUGUCGCCACUGCCGCAGCCUUUUGGGCUUCCAUGGCCGAGACCAAAUGCAUCCAGGGACCCAAGCGUGCCGGAAAUUCCUGCAUCCCUGACAACAAAGGCUUGCUUACUUGCGGCCUAGGAAAUGAUGGCAACGUCAUUUAUUUCCCGGUGAAACGAAGCAUUGGCUAA